Molecule: messenger RNA, 2503 nt
Organism: Phragmites australis (common reed)
Lineage: Eukaryota; Viridiplantae; Streptophyta; Magnoliopsida; Poales; Poaceae
Product: protein DETOXIFICATION 49-like
Exons: 1
Coding region: 378-2060 (560 amino acids)
Biological process (GO): xenobiotic detoxification by transmembrane export across the plasma membrane
Cellular component (GO): membrane
Molecular function (GO): xenobiotic transmembrane transporter activity; antiporter activity
Source: RefSeq, a predicted model, not a curated record
UUUCUCCUCAUUCCCUUCCCUCCCCACUCCUCGCUCGAUUUGCCCCCUUCCAUACGGACACCCGGGGGCGAUCAACUAAGCCGCCGCGCGUACUCAUCGAGCUACAGGCCGCGCGAUACAACAACGCCCCGUGUGCGCGCGUCGUACGUGCGUGGUGAUCCACGGGCCGGCCACUCACGGCUAGACGACGAGUGCUUCCGUCUGAACAAAUCCAGCCCCGAAUCUUUGUUAAUAUCCUUUCUCUUUUGCGUCGAUCGAUCAUAUCCAUUUCCGUCUAUAAAUUUAGCGCCUCGCUAGCUUUUGAACACCCCCAUCUUUCUCCCGGUUUCCCUCCAAAAGCAGCACGAGUACGUGCAGCGGCAGAAGCUUGCGCCGCCAUGUGUGAGGGGCUCGUUGGCCAGCUGUUGCCACCGUGCCGGUGCAAUGCCAUGGACGGCGGCGGCGACGGCCGUAUGCUCGGCGCGGUCGUUGUCUCUCCGGACGUCUCUGUCGUUGUUGUGAACGAUUCGACGACCGUGACAACGUGCAAGCAGCCGCCUCUGGUCUUGGCCGAUAAGCCGUCGUUGACCAGGGGCGCGGCGAGGGAGGCCGUGUCGAUCCUGAGGCUGUCAUUGCCGAUGAUUUUGACGGGUCUCAUACUCUUCGUCCGGCCGAUGAUAUCGAUGCUCUUUCUUGGCCGGCUUGGGGAGCUCGCCCUCGCCGGCGGGUCGCUCGCCAUCGGCUUCGCCAACAUCACGGGGUACUCCGUCCUGUCCGGCCUCGCCAUGGGCAUGGAGCCCGUGUGCGGACAGGCCGUGGGAGCCAAGAACCUCCCCCUCGUCGGCGCCACCAUGCAGCGGACGGUACUCCUCCUCCUUGCGGUGUCCGUGCCCGUCGCCUUCCUCUGGGCGCACAUGGAGCCGCUGCUCCUGCUGUGCGGCCAGGACGCGGCCAUCUCCGCCGCCGCUCAGCGCUACAUUCUCUUCUGCCUCCCGGACCUCCUCUUCCAGUCGUUCCUCCAUCCUCUCCGCAUCUACCUCCGCACCCAGUCCGUCAACUUCCCGCUCACCGCCUGCGCCGGGCUCGCCGUCGCCAUCCACUUCCCCAUCAACCACUUCCUCGUCUCGGUCCUCGGGCUCGGCGUCGAAGGCGUCGCCCUCGCCUCUGCCUGGGCCAACCUCAACCUCGUGCUGCUCCUCCUCGCCUACAUCUACGUCUCCGGCGUGCACCGCGCCACCGGUGGCUUCACGCUCUCUGUCAAGCUGUUCAAGGACGUUACCGGGUGGAUGCGGCUGGCCCGCCUAUCCGUCGAGAGCUGCGCCAGCGUCUGUCUCGAGUGGUGGUGGUACGAGAUCAUGAUCCUUCUCUGCGGCCUUCUGGCCAACCCCAAGGCGACCGUCGCAUCCAUGGGGGUGCUCAUCCAGACCACGUCCCUGCUCUACAUCUUCCCCUCGUCCCUCAGCUUCGGCGUGUCGACGCGUGUCAGCAACGAGCUCGGCGCGAACCGUCCGGGCGCCGCGCGCGCCGCGGCCCGUGCGGGUCUCGCGCUGAGCGCGCUCCAGGGCGUUGCCUCCUUCCUGUUCGCCGUGGCCGUGCGCGACGUAUGGGCGCUCAUGUUCACGUCGGACGCGGUCAUCCUGGCGCUCACGGCGUCAGUGCUGCCCAUCCUCGGGCUGUGCGAGAUCGGCAACUGCCCGCAGACCACCGGAUGCGGCGUGCUCCGCGGGAGCGCACGCCCCAAGGACGGCGCGCACAUCAACCUCGGCGCGUUCUACGGCGUCGGCACGCCCGUGGCCGUGGCGCUGGCUUUCUGGGCGGGGCAGGGUUUCAAGGGCCUCUGGCUUGGCCUCCUCGCCGCGCAGGCCGCCUGCGUCGCGGUCAUGCUCGUGGUGAUCGGGCGGACGGACUGGGCCAAACAGGCGGAGCUCGCACAGGUGCUCGCCGGAGUUGUCGCCCCCAUCGAUGACUGCAGGCUCCAGGAUGUGAACGGAGACGGUGGGAAAGACGUGGCGGCGCGCGUCAAGGUUGCGGCGCCCCACGGCGACGAGGACUCCAGCUUGCUCAUCAAUGUGCAGGGCUGACCGGCACUAUACCUUGACGACGACGGCCGUCUACGUAUGUAUGAAUCACGGUAAAGAACUAGUUAGUGUUCAGUACGUGGUGUGAAAAAAAUUCCGGUCUGAACAAUUUUUGGGAAGUUCAAUUUUUUUUAAAUGGAUAAAAGCAUUUGGCUUUUUAUAUCAAAAGAUAUAUACAUGUAACUAUUGAUUAUUAUAAUAUUCUACCGUAUGUAGCCAAACACACGAAGCAAACAUGAGUUGGUGAGUACAUGUACCAUGUUAUUGCGUAAAAACACCUGAGACUUUGAGGUGAAAAAGCUGGGUGUUUUCUGUAAUUACGUGGUCGAAUUAGGUGUGUUGAGUGACUGCUAAUAUGUAGGUGGCCCUGGAAGCCGAGAUUUUUUGUAUUUUUUAUUAUUUUCCACAUGUACGAUGUAUACUUGUAUAUGUACACACAAUAUUGA